AUGUUAGAUGAGGAUGUUAUAGUGGGAGGAAAAUACCUAAUGGGGAGGAAAAUAGGCUCUGGAUCAUUUGGUUCUAUCCUCCUAGGUACUGAUAUAGAAAGCGCAAAAUUUGUAGCUAUUAAGUUUGAAAAGCCAUCACUUUCGUAGCAUCCAUAGUUACUUUAUGAAGCCAAAAUUUUAAAAUCUAUUCAUCAAAAAGAAAAGGUUAAAGGAAUACCGUAUGUUUAUUAUCACGGUACUGAAGCUGAUUUUAACAUCUUGGUAAUGGAUAUGCUUGGCCCAUCUCUAGCUGAUUUAUAUACUUUUUGUGGAAACAGAUUUUCACUGAAGACAACUCUAAUGCUUGCUGAUUAAAUGCUGGGGAGAAUAGACUCAGUUCAUAAGAAAAAUUUCAUUCAUAGAGACAUGAAACCAGAAAACUUUCUGAUGGGAAUUGGGAGAGACUCUCAUACAGUUUAUAUAAUUGAUUUUGGACUGAGUAAAAAGUUCAAGGAUGCAAAAACUCAUCAGCAUAUUCCUUAUAGAGAAAAUAAAAACUUAACUGGAACGGCUCGUUACGCAUCUGUAAACGCUCAUCUAGGUAUUGAAUAAUCUAGAAGAGAUGAUUUAGAGUCGAUUGGUUACAUUCUUACCUACUUUGUUAAUGUUAUGCUUUGGGCUACCAAGUAAGUUUUAUAUCUCUAGCUAAUCAUUGAAUUAGAUGAGUUUUCCUCAUACUUGAACUAUUGCAGAUCCUUGAGAUUCGAGGAUAGACCAGAUUAUUCUCAUCUAAGAAAGAUGUUCAAAGAACUGCUUGUGAGAUCUGGCUAUGAAUACGAUUAUGCUUUUGAUUGGGUUAUCUUAAAUGAUAAGCUUAUCAACUAAAAUGCUUUAAAUAUGGUAGACAAUGGUGAAGAAUAAGAAUCAAAACAAUCUAGCAUGGUACAAAAUGAUGAUAAAGAUAAAGAAGAAGAGAAGUCAGUUGAUUCAAAGGACAAGGAUAAAUCAGGCCUUAAUGAUGAAGAUAAUAAAAGUGGUAGAGAUUCAGACGAAGAAGAGGAAAAGGAUAAAAUGGAUGAUGAAAAUAAGAAUUCAGAUGAGGAUGGUGAGGAUAAAAAGAAAGAGGGAUUUGAAGAUGAGAUGGCAAAGACAGAUGCUUAGGAAACUUCAAAGAAAACUUCAAUUAUGGAAAAACUUGCGAGUUAGUAAUAAAAGCCAGUUAAAAAGUUCUUAAUGUAAGGUUAAGAGCAAAUAGAUCGUGAAGGUGCGGGUAAAGAUAAAGAUAAAAAUUCUAAAAAUAAGAAAGGCAAAAAAAAGCCUAAGAAGGAUGAAAAUUGCUAUAUAUUUUGA
Stylonychia lemnae is the source of this 1329-nucleotide messenger RNA. NCBI's taxonomy places the organism in Eukaryota, Ciliophora, Spirotrichea, Sporadotrichida, Oxytrichidae. The record is from the annotation of a GenBank genome assembly.